Molecule: messenger RNA, 2238 nt
Organism: Penicillium maclennaniae
Lineage: Eukaryota; Fungi; Ascomycota; Eurotiomycetes; Eurotiales; Aspergillaceae
Product: serine/threonine-protein kinase
Exons: 3
Coding region: 1-2238 (745 amino acids)
Biological process (GO): protein phosphorylation; intracellular signal transduction
Cellular component (GO): nucleus; cytoplasm
Molecular function (GO): protein serine/threonine kinase activity; ATP binding
Source: RefSeq, a predicted model, not a curated record
AUGACUGUCACAUACGACUCUCCCUCAAGGAGAGCCCAAGCCUCAAUGGCGACACUCGAAGAACGAUUCCAGGUGAUGAAGGAAGUUGGUGAUGGUAGCUUCGGUAGCGUUGCUGUUGCACGGGUACGCACCGCCGGAUCUCAUAUCGCGCGGCGAGGAUCGAUGGUCGCGAUCAAAACGAUGAAGAAGACCUUCGACUCAUUGCAACCAUGCUUGGAGCUCCGUGAGGUUAUCUUCCUGCGGACCCUUCCGAUUCACCCGCACCUUGUUCCUGCCCUCGACAUCUUCCUCGAUCCUCUUUCCCGCAAAUUGCACAUCUGCAUGGAGUAUAUGGACGGCAACUUGUAUCAGCUGAUGAAGGCCCGUGACCACAAGUACUUCGAAGGCAAGCAUGUCAAGAGCAUUCUCUUCCAGAUUCUCUCUGGAUUGGACCACAUUCACGCCCACCAUUUCUUCCACCGCGACAUCAAACCCGAGAACAUCCUGGUGUCGACCUCCACUCCCAAUGACUCUACCUUCAGCCGCUACUCCAACCUCGUCACUCCUCCCUCGACUCCCCCGACGUACACCGUGAAGAUCGCCGACUUUGGUCUCGCUCGCGAGACCCACUCAAAGCAACCGUACACCACCUACGUCUCAACGCGCUGGUACCGCGCCCCGGAAGUGCUUCUUCGUGCCGGAGAGUACUCGGCGCCUGUGGAUAUGUGGGCCAUCGGCGCCAUGGCAGUGGAGAUCGCUACUCUGAAGCCCUUGUUUCCUGGAGGCAACGAGGUCGACCAGGUUUGGCGUGUCUGCGAGAUUAUGGGCAGCCCCGGCAACUGGUACAGCAAGUCUGGUGCCAAGAUUGGUGGUGGUGAAUGGCGCGAAGGUUCGCGAUUGGCGCACAAGCUUGGCUUCACAUUCCCCAAGAUGGCGCCGCACUCUAUGGACUCCGUUCUUCCUCCGACGCAUUGGCCUGCCGCUCUGAGUGAGCUCGUCACUUGGUGUCUGAUGUGGGACCCCAAGGUCCGUCCGACUUCCACCCAGGCGUUGAACCAUGAGUACUUCGCGGAUGCAGUCGACCCGGUACGACCCAAGUCGUCCACCUCGUCGCGCUUGCUGGGCCGUAAACAAUCCGAGAAGAGCUUCAAGUCCACAACUCUUUCCCCUAAUGACUCUCCCACUUUGUCUACGAAGCCCUCCUGGUUCCGCCGAUCAUUGAUUGGACGCUCGGAAAGCCCUGUUCCGGGCGUUGAGAAUGACAGCCCCGCGAGACCGCCCGUCGUCUCGUACAAUACCGUUCCUGAGAUCCAGCCGGUCAAGGCUCGUCCCGCGAACAUCAAGCGGGCAACCUGGGCCAACGGCGCCCCGAUGCCUAUUCUCCCUUCUAUUCGCCCGGUCUCCUCUCUCCAACUCGGUCACGGCACAGGCCAAUGCGACCCAAGCAAAAAGAUUGGUCGGCAGCUGUCUGUCAACUCGAACGGCAACCACUAUUCCGAUGUCCACCGUCAGGAGGCUGAGAGGAUCUUGAAUGGUUCUGGUAAUACCACACCGACUACCAAGGAAAGCUUCUUCUCGCAUUUGCGCAAGCGCGCUCGCAGACUUUCUGGCCGCAAUCAAGUUGCGACAUCGAGUGACGACAUUGAAGCCAAUGCCGGCUGCAUCCCCUGGUCUAACCGCUCCUCGAUCGCCCUUGAUGGUACUAAUGUGCAUGAGCCUAAGCCGCAUUCUGAUCUGAGCGAGCUUGACAAAGCCCUACAGAGUGUGAAGUACACUUUGGAUUCCUCGACGCACAAUAUUCCCGUGCACCUGAACGCAGGUCCCGAGGGAAGCAUUAUCAAGCGGCAAUCGAUGCCUACCAGCAAUCCAGCCCCCAUUUCCAGCCGAACUCGACGUGCGAUGCAAAUGACCUCCCACCCGGUUCACCGCUAUGAAACACCGGAGGAGGAGGACGAGCUGCUCGAUGAGGUGCUGCACUCAACACACAAGGCCGCCCGACGCCUGGCACUGACCCAAUCGCUGGCUGGCAAUCCUACCAGCAGGCUUCACCGGCCAACGGACAACUCACGCGCAUUGCCGAGCCCUUACCCUACCCCUUCACCUACGGCCAAAGCUGAUGGGUACUUCGAGACACCCGUCAAGCAGGUCACAGCCAAGACGGACGCGAACUCCAACCGCCAAUGGCCAACUCCACCUUACGAGGAGUCGGAGUGGAAUCACAAAGCAUCUACUCACUUCUCUGGAUCCAACUACAUCUAA